AUGGCGUCGCUCAAUCUGUCCGUCAAUGGGCCCUCCAUCAAGAGCAGCUACCAGGGAGUCAUCAACGCCCCGGCACCACCAGCUGGUAGCUCUUCCACAUAUGGCCAAUGGGCCUUGUUCUCUGUCCAAGCACCCCUCGCCAACGCUUUCCAGGACAAUGGUAGCAAGGAGAGUGUGCUCAAGGUCCAAUCAACUGGCGAUGGAGAGUUAGAAGACUUGCUCGAGGAUUUCAAUGAAGGAAGGAUCCAAUUUGCCUUUCUUAAAGUCAAGGACCCUAAUACCGGGCUGCCCAAAUACGCUCUGAUUGCAUGGUGCGGCGGAGGCGUUCCCGAGAGGACCAAGGGUUAUUUCACAAGUCAUCUGAAUACCGUAUCCAAAGUUUUACAUGGCUACCAUGUGCAGAUCACUGCCCGUACUGACGCCGACCUCGAGCCUACGAACAUUCUCAAGAAGGUUGCUGAUGCAUCUGGCGCGAAUUAUACUGCUGGAGGCAGUGCACCCGUCAAGCCAAAGGGGCCACCACCUGCCGUGAAGUCGAAGCCUGUCUUUGCUGCUUCGUCGGGUGCCACUAUUUCAUUCAAUCCCAUCGUUGCUGCGCGCAAUGCUAGUUUAAGACAGAAGUCUGGCGAUGAUGGUUGGGGCGACGACGCACCCCCAGUCUCCCGGAGUGAAAUCCAGAAAGUGCAGUCAGCGUACAAGCCCACAAAGGUCAACAUGGAUGAGCUGCGGAACCAGAAACAACCGCCGUCUAGAUUCAACGGAGCAGCUACGAACAAUUUCGACGACAGACCUAGUGAUGUCAUUGGAGGAAGUUAUAAACCUGUUGGAAAGGUUGACAUCAACGCUAUUCGAGCUGCCGCCAAAGAAAAGAAGGACGACAGGCCCACCCCCGUCAAAGGUGCUUAUGAGCCUGUAGGAAAAGUCGACAUUGCUGCACUUCGUGCCAAAUCUCAAAAGCCGAGUGAAGCUGAGCCCGAGACUGAUUAUCAGCCAAAGUCGCUAGCAGAGCGUACUGCUGCGUUCAGCCGAUCAGAACGCCUUACGGAAUUACCUAAGCCUAAAGUUGCCAAGAAAUUCUCUGGGGCAUCAUCUUUCAUGGGAACUAAGGCGCCUACACCCGGAACACUGGGCUUUGGUGGACCAUCCCCGGCCACUGCCGCACCUGUUGGUUCGGCCAGUCGAACCUUUGCCGACCAAGGUGGGAAAACGCCGGCUCAGAUAUGGGCCGAGAAGAAAGCAGCGCAAGGUGGUACGCCUGUCAAGGUUGCCAGUCCUCCAACUGAAACACCUAUUGCGUCCGAGAAGACUGGAAGUGGCUGGCAGAGCGGUUAUAGUGGUAAAUCAUGGAAGCCAGUUGAGACGGGCGCUUACGGACGCGGAAUAGCUGGAGAAAAGACGGACGACACUGUUGCCAGCGAGGACAUAUCUACAACUUCCGCAGGUGGUAUCAAGUCUAUCCGGGAACAUUUCAAUGAGGCACCACCGCCUGUUCCCUCAGUUGCACGACCCCGUGAGAUCACGGCAGAUGAUGAGCCUGCACCACCUCCGCCACCUGUGUCUAGCCGCCCCUCCGGUAGCGGUGUCCCUGGUGGAUUUGCCUUGCCAGGCAUGCCGCCUCGACCGGAACCAGCUGCUGAGGAAGAGCCCGAGGAAGAGCCCGAGCCUGAGCGAUCGCCAUCCCCAGUACGUAUUCCAGUGCCUGUCCCUCGAGGACCCGAACCCGAGAUCGAACCUGUUCACGAACCGGUCCAAUCGCUUCCUGUACGACAGAUUGAACAGGAAGUCCCCAAAGAAAGAGAGAUCCCACGCGAAGAAGAGACUCAUGAUCCCCGAGCAGCCGCCAUAGCCGUAGCCGCGGAGCAAUUCACUCCUGAAGCAGUGACUCAGGCACCGGCUGGUACGAGUGGAGGGAAGCGAGCUCUUAUUCAAUAUGACUACGAGAAGGCCGAGGAUAACGAGCUAGAACUACGGGAGGGUGAAUAUGUGACAAACAUCGACAUGGUCGACGAGGACUGGUGGAUGGGCACCAACUCUCAGGGCGAAACAGGAUUGUUCCCCAGCAACUAUGUCGAACUCGUUGACGACGAACCUGUAGACGACGCUCAGGGGGCUGCACCACCGUCACCGCCACCGGCACCGGCAGCUAUCCCAACACCCGCGCCUGCUCCUGCUGCUCAUCCAGAACCUACACCGGCACCUGCGCCUGCGGCAGCAGCAGCAGAUGUCGGACGCACUGCUACGGCUCAAUUUGAUUACGAAGCCGCUGAAGACAAUGAGCUGAGCUUCCCUGAGAAUGCUAAGAUUACCCAUCUCGAGUUCCCCGACGAGGAUUGGUGGUAUGGUCAGUACAAUGGAGAAACUGGUCUGUUCCCGGCCAACUACGUGCAACUUGAUUAA
This is a messenger RNA of Xylaria bambusicola, 2397 nucleotides long. RefSeq lists its product as uncharacterized. Lineage: Eukaryota; Fungi; Ascomycota; Sordariomycetes; Xylariales; Xylariaceae. Gene Ontology annotation, biological process: regulation of actin filament polymerization. Gene Ontology annotation, cellular component: plasma membrane; actin filament; cortical actin cytoskeleton. The record is from RefSeq and is a predicted model, not a curated record. Bases 1 to 2397 code for a protein of 798 amino acids. The transcript has 4 exons. Gene Ontology annotation, molecular function: actin filament binding.